GGAAGGGGACGCACCGGGCCGGGCCGUGGCGCCCUGCCCCGGGGCUGUAGCCCUAAACCCCGACCCAGCCCGUGGUGCGUCCCCGCGGCAUGCCGCCCUCCGCGCUGUUUUGCGCGCUUUGCUGUGGGCUCCUAGCUGUGUCUGUGCGUGCCGGCUACUCCGCGGACCGCUGCAGUUGGAGGGGCAGCGGCCUGACCCAGGAACCAGGCAGCGUGGGGCAGCUAGCCCUGGCCUGUGCGGAGGGCGCCGUCGAGUGGCUGUACCCAGUUGGGGCACUGCGCCUGGCUCUGGGCGGCCCAGACCCCAGCACGCGGCCAGGAGUCGCCUGCCUGCGUCCCUCGCGGCCUUUCGCUGGCGCACAGGUCUUCGCGGAGCGCACAGGUGGCGCCCUGGAGCUGCUACUGGCCGAAGGCCCUGGCCUGGCUGGCGGGCGCUGCGUCCACUGGGGUCCCCGCGAGCGCCGGGCCCUCUUCCUACAGGCCACUCCGCACCGUGACAUCAGCCGCCGCGUGGCUGCCUUCCGCUUCGAGCUGCGCGAGGAUGGGCGUCCAGAGUUGCCGCCCCAGGUCCCCGGCCUUGGCGUGAAUGGUGCCUGCAGGCCUUGCAGUGAUGCCGAGCUUCUCCUGGCUGCAUGCACCAGUGAUUUUGUGAUCCAUGGGACCAUCCACCAGGUUGCUCAUGAUACAGAGCUGCAGGAAUCUGUCAUCACUGUGGUGGCCUCCCGUGUCCUCCGUCAGACGCUGCCACUGUUCCUGGUGGGGGGUGCUGAGGGCCAGAAGCAGGCCUCCAUUAGAACACUGCUGCGCUGUGGUGUCCGCCCUGGCCCAGGCACCUUCCUCUUUAUGGGCUGGAGCCGCUUUGGUGAGGCCUGGCUGGGCUGUGCUCCCCGCUUCCAGGAGUUCAGACGUGCCUAUGCAGCUGCCCAUGCUGCCCGCCUCAACCCCUGUGAGGUGGCAUUGGACUGAGCCUUCCUCUGGGGCAGGGUGCUGGGGAGGGGUUUCUGGGAGGGUCGGUGGGGAGACAGUGGCCCCCAGAUGGCAUCAUGAUGCUCAGUGCUUCUGAGGUGAUAAUAAGAACAUUAACCAUACCAGCCACUGUAGAAUUGGUUUCCUGUGGCAAGCCCAGCCCUGGACCUGUCUCAUGUCAUUUAAUCUUCCUUCUGCUUCUCCUGCCCACCUCUUCUUAGUGGUGGCCCUUGGCUUACUGACAGGCUGCUGUAGGCCUCCAUAGCAGGGUGCUUCUGGGGCUCAGAGCAGGAGUGGGAAAGCUGCCAGUUCCUAGUGCCUAAGUUGUUGGGGUCCCUUAGGUGGACUGCAAGGGCAGGUUGGCAGGCAUCAUUCUUGGCUCUGGACUAGGCCUGUGAGAGAAGGAGCUGGCAAGAUGCCAAUUCUCUCUGUAGUUGCUGUGAACUACAGUCAUCCUUGGCCUGGUCCUGCCCUUGGGAAAGAAUGGGCCCCUCUGUCCAGAGGCCCAUGCAACGUGCUGAGCAUCCAGACGCAGCAAGGAGCUUGCAGGGUGUGGGGUCUCCACUGCAGGAUCCUGUUUGUUGUCUGUUUCCGGCAGGCAGGGUGCACAAUAGGGUCUCUAAGGACUGUUUCCCGCCACUGGCCCCAUUGUUGCUGUCCCUGCCUUCCUCCUCAGCCUCUUCAUAAAGCAGUAAGAAGUUUCUGGAGAAAGCUGAGUCCUGAGGCUGACGGCCCCUGGGCAGAUCCGUCUCACCUCACCCUCUCAGCUCAAAGAAACCCUAGGCUGAGCCCCAGAAGUGGCUUUCCAUUCUUGCCUGUCUUCACUAGGGAAGGGGUCAAGGGUGGGGUGAAGGCCAGAGGCGCUGCUGAGGCUGAAGGAUCCCUCAUCUUUCAGGCAAGAAACAGGCUGGGAGAGGAUCAAGGCUGUUCAGGGCCCACAGAGCCUUGUUCCAGACUGAGCUGACAAAGGCACCCUGUGUGUGGACACUCAGUGGGUCACCCAGGAAUCCUCAUGGAACAGCCUUUUUCCCUCCAAUUUUUUUUUACUAGUACAGUUCACUGUACAUUAUGAUCAUAUUACUUGUGGGGAAUUGGUAUAAUCAUAUAACCCAAUUCUUUUAUCCCUUUCCUCUCCCCUCCCUCCAUGUCUUGGUCCCCAGGGACAGGCUGUUUUAAACUGCACAUGCAGAUGCUUUACUUAGAUCACUUGCUCACUGUGAUGCUGACAAGAAUGGUGGGCCCUGGGCUCAAUCCUCCCCCAAAAAAGUGUGGGUGAACAUGAAGCCUGGGGCUACCAAAGUGGCCUGGGUGCUGGGUGUGAUGACGCAUGGCUGUAAUCCUACCACUCCAGAGGCUGAAGCAGGAGGAUCACUGUGAAUUUGAGGCCAUCCU
Chinchilla lanigera (long-tailed chinchilla) is the source of this 2357-nucleotide messenger RNA. RefSeq names its product meteorin, glial cell differentiation regulator (gene Metrn). The record is from RefSeq and is a predicted model, not a curated record. Bases 90 to 965 code for a protein of 291 amino acids. Lineage: Eukaryota; Metazoa; Chordata; Mammalia; Rodentia; Chinchillidae. Gene Ontology annotation, molecular function: hormone activity. Gene Ontology annotation, biological process: positive regulation of axonogenesis; glial cell differentiation. The transcript is spliced from 4 exons.